Lottia gigantea (owl limpet) is the source of this 1164-nucleotide messenger RNA. RefSeq lists its product as hypothetical. Gene Ontology annotation, cellular component: endoplasmic reticulum. Gene Ontology annotation, molecular function: phosphatidylinositol deacylase activity. Gene Ontology annotation, biological process: GPI anchor metabolic process; endoplasmic reticulum to Golgi vesicle-mediated transport. Lineage: Eukaryota; Metazoa; Mollusca; Gastropoda; Lottiidae. The record is from RefSeq and is a predicted model, not a curated record. Bases 1 to 1164 code for a protein of 387 amino acids. The transcript is spliced from 8 exons.
AUGUCUUUUACUGCCAGAUCAAUAAACCUUUUAUAUCACCUUAAAAAACUGAUAAUACGAUUCUAUGGAGUUUUAUUCCCUGCAUCAUUUAUAGCUGUCAUAUUGAUAAGUGUGGGGUAUUUAUUAUCAGAAGUGACAGAAAGUAAAGAGGUAUCCAGACCUCAAGAUAUAAUAUGGAAGAGUUGUAAACCCUAUAUCGUGUUACCAGUAAUAUCUGUACUUAGAUAUAUCCUCAGUAUACCCAAGAUUACGAAGCUAAUGUUACAAUACGGUAUUCCAUUAGAAGACAGUCAUUCAUUGUUAGACCAGGCUAUCUGGUCACCAUUUCUACCUGUUAUACUGUACCUUAUAGCAUUCGGUACUAGUUAUCUACAGACCACUCUAUUUUAUUAUAUAUUUAAACUUACAGCUACAGUCACAGCUAAAUUAUUUUCUUGGGUACCAAACUCUGUAUUUACCGUGGGUUUUAUACUAGAGAUAGCUAUAGGAGUAGUAGGUGUAAUAAUCUCGUCUAUAUAUUGUGGUGUUAUUGGUCUUAUUCUUAUUUAUAUACUUAUCACAUUCAAUGUUUUAAGAUCAUUCCAUAUUUACCAUACCAGUAAAAAAAAAGAAGAUGAAAAAUGUUUAAAUAGUUUAUUUUUUCUAUUAUUAUUAAUAUUAUGGAAUAUACUUCUUAAUCUACCUUUUAUGGUCGUUUGGUUUAAAAAUCUCAGUUAUUCCUCAUCAUUGGGAUAUGAUCCUAGCCGUAUUCCGUGUAGUGUUUUAUCACUAGCUAGCUUAAUAUAUAUUUUAAUACAACCUAAAUACAGUUUGUCAAGUGGAACUAGAAAAUUUGUGUUUUUUGGAGUGACGUUCUAUUUAACGGCAGUGUUCGUCGUGUUAUACUGUUUCACGUCUGUGUAUCGACUAUCAUAUAUCAUCACUAUCGUUGUGACAAAUUCUGUGAUUUUUUCAUCAAUUAAUGAAUUCAUAGCCAGAAGACGAUUAAGGAAUUCUGUGAAAGUUCUGAAAAAUUCCAAAGACUUUUCUAAAAUGGAUUCUUCAAAUAACAUGUCGGAACAUUUGGAAAGUAGUGAUAUUGAAAUGUUGAUUACAAGAAUUUCUAAUUUAUCUAUUUUGGAUGAAGAUAUUAGUGAAUCUUUUAGUAAGUCGAUGAAUUUAUGA